Letharia columbiana is the source of this 1377-nucleotide messenger RNA. RefSeq lists its product as uncharacterized. NCBI's taxonomy places the organism in Eukaryota, Fungi, Ascomycota, Lecanoromycetes, Lecanorales, Parmeliaceae. The record is from RefSeq and is a predicted model, not a curated record. Bases 1 to 1377 code for a protein of 458 amino acids. The transcript has 2 exons.
AUGUCUACAGCUGUCGCAUCUGUCGCAGCGCCGCUCGCUCCGCCUCCAUCCGAACUGGGCUCGAGUCCUCAGUCAAGCUUCCCAACCCUCGCUCCCACACACACACCUGCUUCAGCCGAGCAAAGGUCUGCGUCAGCCACCUCCCGAACCACAUCGCCCAACGCUCCUGUCGUGCUUAGUGAAGCUGCGGCAAAGCAGAAAUAUACCCCGGAAGGGAAACGUUCACCAAAUUCCGCAAGGCAUGGGCCGCCCAAGAUUAUUGUGAAGAAGGAACCGCCUUCAUCACCAGAGGUGCCUGCUACCUCCAGGCACAGGCCAAGGAAAUUGGACUUGUCUUCAAGUACAUCCCAAAGCCAGGCUGCCAUGUCAUCGAGGCCAUCGGCGCCAUUGACAGCGAGAGAGAGUGGAGGCCUGGCCAUGGUUGAUGUUGGACUAGCAUGUCUGUCACCUGGCUUCCAGACCCAGGAUCCUACUAUGCAGCAACAAUUGCAGAGAAGCAUAUCCGUUCGAGAUCAACAAAGGCACAUCAUCGAAUCACGAUUACAGAAAACCGCGAAGCCUACUGAUCCGGAUGGGAGGAGCACUUCGGAUAAUCCGUUCGGUGGGGGCUUGAAGACACCCUCGACGUCAAAGAAGAGGCCACCCAAUGGCUUGUCCAUAGUCCCGCCAUCCCAUGAACAAUUCGCCAAUGAAAGAGUCAUCCAAUCGGCACCUCUCCAUCAAAGCUUUACCGGCAGGCAUCAGCAUCCUAUGACUCGACAUAUCGCGAACCAACCCUCCAAUCUCUCCAACACUUCUCAUAUUCACCACGUACCCGCAACUCAAACGAACAAUAGGCUACCGCCAAUUUCGGAUGUCUUCGCUGGCGAUGGUCUUGGUAUGCACAGGAGAGAAGGCCAUUACCAAUCCAACUCCAAUUCCAAUUCUUCUCAUUCCAACCACCGCCCUGCCUUCCCCUCUCCUGGUCUCCCACCACCAUCAUCACACCCUCCUCCGUCUAGUCGAGCUCGAGAUUACCGGUCAGCAGAAGAGGCAGUAGCCGAGAUGGCUGGUGGCAGAGAAGAUUUGCUUCCAAAGAUAGUCCACUACAGUGGCCACCAGCCGCCCACGCCCCCUUCUCCUCCAUCGAAUCAUGGUGCGACACCCGGCAAGCCUCCGAUCAAUCUUGUCAACGGCGAGUCCAGCCGGAGCGGCCAUGGCCGGAGACGCGGCCGAGCAGAAUACGAACGGGACAUGGGCACACCUCCUCUCGGCAGUGGACCCGAGCCCCGGCGCGGGCCAUUUGGACUCGGCAUAGACAGUCCAGAAACGCAACGAAAGAAGAAGGAUGAAUUUUUGGGUUUGUGUGCCAGGGCCUGGGAUUUGUUCCAUUCUUGA